AUGGCACCAGCAUCCCUUGCUACACCGACCACCACCACAGCAACCAGCAAUUCUGGCAGCAACCAGCAAUUCCGGCAGCCAUCUCCACCAUCGGCAACACCCACUGCAACUCUCGGCCACCUCCAGGUCCUCCAGCAACUCGCCACCAGCCCGAGCACCCCUCUACAGCAGCCAGGAGCCACCACUGCUGCACAGCCCCGCCGGGUUCCCUCCAGUCCGUGCACCAGGAACCCCAUCAACCUCUGCAACUCUCGGCCACCUCCGGCCACGCACAGCCUCUGCAAAUCCCCCAGCAGUCCCCUCGACAUGGCACUAGGAGGUCGACAUGGCCGACUUCCUUCCAGACUCUCGACUACAUCAUUGCAUGAGGAUGAUCCAACGUCCUCGAGACCGACAGAGCACGUCGGUCCUGAUGCGACACCAUCAUUGUCUAAGCCAUUGGGACCUUGGCCAGACAUGGAUACCACAGUUCGGGAUGACACGCAGGACUAUGGUGUAGUGAAGAACACGAAGCUUAAGAAGCACCUGGAGAGGAUGGGGCAGCGGAUUUGGAUUGACAUUCCUCUAGGCUUCACAGCCCCGCAUGAUGAUUGGUGCCCAGCGUGGACAUGGGAGCUUGGCAUUAUAUACCGACAAUAUGCUCUAGUCACCACCUUCAGCUUGCUAAUGGAGACCAAGGAUAACAAUUUGGAUAGUAACUCCAAGGAGACUACGAGCAAUGAGUCUCCUUCUGUGCCUUGA
Messenger RNA from Malania oleifera, 741 nucleotides. RefSeq lists its product as uncharacterized. The record is from RefSeq and is a predicted model, not a curated record. Bases 1 to 741 code for a protein of 246 amino acids. The transcript is spliced from 4 exons. NCBI's taxonomy places the organism in Eukaryota, Viridiplantae, Streptophyta, Magnoliopsida, Santalales, Ximeniaceae.